AUGUCCAGUAUUACAGCUUCUGCUCUAAUGAAUACUGAUUAUGAGUUUUUGGAUCGCAAGCCUCCAUUAUCAGCAAUGGGACAAGUUGUCGAAUCAAUUGGAAUGGAUUCAGAGUCUCAGGGCAAAUGUGGCGUAUGUUCUCAGCAUAUCAAAGACAAAUUCAUAAUGAAAAUUGAUAAUACAUGGCAUCAUGAAGUUUGUUGUCAGUGCUCUGUUUGUGGAAUAAAUUUGGAAGACAAAUGUCAUGAGAAAGAUGGUCAACUAUAUUGUCAAGAACAUUACUAUAGAGAAUGUAGUCAAUAUCGAUGUGCUGGAUGUCAGCGAGGAAUUGCACCUUGUGAUAUGGUUUAUAAGCUUCGAGCAACUCUAGUUUUUCAUGUGAAUUGUCAUUCGUGUUGUCGAUGUGGACGAUUAUUAUCACCAGGAGAGCAAAUUCUUGUGGAUGAAGCUGCAAAAACAGUUGCUUGUAUGUCGCAUAUGUAUGAAGAACAGCAGAAUGUUGCUACAUCAUCAGCCACAUCAUAUCCAUCAUGCUCAUCCGAAGCCACUCCUUACUCUAUGGACUCAUAUUCUGAAUAUAAUAUUAAAAAAGAAAUUGAUCCUUAUGGAUACAAUUUUGAAGGAUUUUCCUUCUCUGAUUUUUGUGAUGACGACGGCAAGUUUUUGAAGCGACGGGGACCAAGGACUACAAUCAAACAAAAUCAAUUGGAUGUUCUCAAUCGCAUAUUUUCCACAACUCCAAAACCUUCAAAGCAUGCCAGAGCUAAGCUGGCUCUUGAAACAGGAUUGAGCAUGAGAGUGAUACAGGUCUGGUUCCAAAACCGACGAAGCAAAGAAAGACGAUUGAAGCAUCUAUGUAAUUAUCUCCGACAUUAUGAACAGCGAGGUCUAAUCCCGCCUCCCAUACCUUUUGCCAAUGAUGCCACAGCCUGUGAUUCUUCCGCAUUCAAUCAAAUGAUGAAUGGAAUGGAUAACAAUUCUUUCGAUGAAGAAGAUGAUGAAGAUUAA
Molecule: messenger RNA, 1008 nt
Organism: Auanema sp. JU1783
Lineage: Eukaryota; Metazoa; Nematoda; Chromadorea; Rhabditida; Rhabditidae
Source: the annotation of a GenBank genome assembly